Molecule: messenger RNA, 798 nt
Organism: Nematostella vectensis (starlet sea anemone)
Lineage: Eukaryota; Metazoa; Cnidaria; Anthozoa; Actiniaria; Edwardsiidae
Product: EGF-like repeat and discoidin I-like domain-containing protein 3
Exons: 6
Coding region: 1-798 (265 amino acids)
Molecular function (GO): calcium ion binding
Source: RefSeq, a predicted model, not a curated record
AUGCGGAGCUUCAUAGAUAUUGAUGAAUGCUCUUCUGGAAGCAACAAUUGUCACCUGGACCAGGCUUCUUGUGCAAACACCAUUGGCUCCUUCGCAUGCACAUGUACACCUGGGUAUACAGGAGACGGAAUAAACUGUGCAGAUAUUGAUGAAUGCUCUUCUGGAAGCAACAAUUGUCACCAGGACGCUACUUGUGCAAACACCAUUGGGUCCUUCGCAUGCACAUGUAAACCUGGGUAUACAGAAGACGGAAUAAACUGUGCAGAUAUUGAUGAAUGCUCUUCUGGAAGCAACUAUUGUCACCGGGACCGCGCUACAUGUGUGAACACCAUUGGGUCCUUCGCAUGCACAUAUUGCGCUAUAGGUAUGGAAUCGGGCGUUAUAAGUGACUCUGCAAUCAUUGCAUCGAGCUAUUUUACAAUCGGAAUUUUUACACUACCGCCUGCAAAUGGCCGCCUUAAUAACGAAAAAGCCUGGGCGUCAGCAUCUCAGAGCGCUGAAGAGUACCUUCAAAUCGACCUGGGGCGUGAGACAACAGUCACCAAGGUGGCCACUCAAGGACACCCGGAUUGGUAUGAGUGGACGAAGAGCUACAAGAUCGGCUACAGCACCGAUCUAUUCACCUGGAAACUGUACCGAGAGGGAGAACAAGAAAAGGUCUUCCCCGGAAACACAGACAGGAACACUGUUGUCUAUGGAGUGUUGGCACAGCCCAUUGUUGCACGUGGUAUCCGGAUCAUCGUGGUAACUUUCCAGCACUGGCCUGCUUUGAGGGUGGAGGUCUACGAAUGCAUGUGA